UAUAUGAAAUACUACAGAAAAUAAUUAUACAGAACAUUACGUGUAUAUGUAAUCUAUAAUGUUUGAGUGAAAAAAGCGGGAAAUUUAGAAUUUAUAUUAUCAACUAUGCAGAAAAAAGCCAGGAAAACAAGGCGUCAGCUUUUGGCAGAUAAGGCAGCAGUGCAGCAACAAUUAAUCAAUAGGGCAAAUGCUUUGACGAAUCCUUUGGAAACUUUAGACAAGUUCCAUGAAUAUAUUACAAAAGAUUAUACGAUAAAACUGUCUUGCAUUAGAGCAAAAAAUGCGCAGCCGGAAUGCCUUUCUUGGAUAUUUGAUAUCAUGGAAAGAAACAUGAAAGACAUGUAUGAACAAUCUACUUGGGGUUGGGAUGCAGCUGAGAAACAAGCAGAACUAAUGGAAGAAAUGGCUUGGUAUUUGAUAGCAUCAUGCAAUGACAAAUUUUUAGGCUUUUCACAUUUUCGAUUUGAUAUCGACAAUGGCGAUGUAGUAUUAUAUUGUUAUGAAUUACAAUUGGAACCAGAAGUCAGACGUAAAGGACUUGGUCGUUUUAUGAUGUCAGCCCUGGAAUCUAUGGCAUAUCAGAAUCAGAUGUUGAAAAUUGUUCUAACAGUUUUUAAACGUAAUUUGUUGGCAAUACAAUUCUUCUAUACACUUGGAUAUAAGUUAGAUAAUUCGAGUCCAACCUCAGCACACUUGGAUUAUAUAAUCUUGAGUAAACAAAAUUUACAUGGAUAAAAAGAAAACAAAACAUGCUGAGUUUCUCUUAUAUAUUUUUUCCUGAUUAAGACUGUGUUUUAUGAAACAA
Cataglyphis hispanica is the source of this 805-nucleotide messenger RNA. RefSeq names its product N-alpha-acetyltransferase 40 (gene Naa40). Gene Ontology annotation, cellular component: nucleus. Gene Ontology annotation, molecular function: protein N-terminal-serine acetyltransferase activity; histone H2A acetyltransferase activity; histone H4 acetyltransferase activity. The record is from RefSeq and is a predicted model, not a curated record. The transcript is spliced from 4 exons. Bases 106 to 735 code for a protein of 209 amino acids. Lineage: Eukaryota; Metazoa; Arthropoda; Insecta; Hymenoptera; Formicidae.